CAUAGCUGCUUCCCCUUCCCUGGCAGGCUUUUGGCUGGGGGUAGCUGUCCUUCCCACGGCGCUGACCCGGCAGCUCCCAGCACCAUGCCAGCGUUUCUGCACCGGCCAGGGCAGCUCCUGGCAGUGCUGGUGCUUGUGCUGCAGCCGUCUGGGAGUCUCGAGGUUCAGUGUCCCGUCCCAGAUAUCACGCACGGACAGCUGAAACCUGCACAGAAUUUCACCUACGGCAGCACAGCCACACUCAAGUGUGAUGCAGGCUAUGUCCCCGUCGGUGGCACCACGGCUGUGCGAUGCCUGAGCAGUGGCAGAUGGCAUCCACGGGUGCCCGCCUGCACCCUCGGUCACUGUCCCUACCCUCCGGCUGUUGACCACGCGGACCGAAACCCUCAGCGCGAGUUUCCAGUUGGAACAAUCGUGACCUACUUCUGCAGAUCCGGGUACACUUUGCUCCCCGAAGUAUCUCCGAUAACGACUUGUCUUAAAAAUUUCACGUGGUCCGUAAUCCCAAAGCUCUGCCAGAAGGUGCAGUGUCCCAGCCCGGCAAUCCAGCACGGGAGAGAGAUCACCCCCAGGAAAGCCGAAUACACCUUUGGGCACCAGGCAGAAUUUCAGUGCGAGCCUGGCUACGUGCUAAGGGGCAGCCAGAGGGUCCAGUGCUGGUCCGACGGGACGUGGAGACCGCCGGUGCCGUACUGCGACAGCGUUUGUGGUCCGCCUCCAAAAGUCACCAACGGGCAGCACUCGGGCUCGAGAAAGGAGCAGUUCCCCUACGGCUUAGAAGUCAAGUACAGCUGCGCGGAGGGUCUGUCCCUCAUCGGGGACGACUCCAUCUACUGCACCUCCGACGACGGGGUGACCCUGGCGUGGAGCGGACCUGCCCCGGAGUGCAGGGUGGUCCGGUGCCCCAAGCCCGCAGUCGAGAGGGGAAGGAUGACGCCGCAGAGGUUCACGUUUCCCUACGGGGCGGCCGUGCGGUUCUCCUGUGAUGAAGGCUUCAUGCUGCACGGUGAUGCUGAGAGCCGGUGCCUGGCCGACGGCGCCUGGCACCCCCCCCUGCCCACCUGCCAGCCAGUUCUGUGUCCACAACCACAAGUGGCUAAUGGAAAGCUGAAAAGCCCUUCGGAUACUAAAAUGUGGUACCAACCAAAUGCGACAGUUACUUUUGAAUGCCUUGAUGGGUACCACUUUUCAGACGAUGGAGACGUGUCUUUAGAUGGCUCCAGGACAGCCACAUGCUUGCCGGAUGGCAACUGGACACCGUUGCCCAAGUGUAAGAAAGAAGGUGAUGCUGAUGUGUGCGAAGAGAUUAACCAUAUUAAAACAGUCUUUGAAUGUGGUGUGCCUAUAGCAGAAGUGAAAACCCUGCUGGAAAUACAAAAACUCUUCCUGGAGAUUAAAAAGCUGAAGGUGGAACUAGAAGGCCUGGACGAGUGAGUCCUGUAACACACCGUAACGAUCACUUUUCCUUUGAUGAACAUGCAGUUUGUGUAGUUGCAAUAUCUAUAAGAAGGUUCUCGGUGAGUUUACGGUUCAUGCUUGCAUGCCUAUAGCCAGAGGAACAAUAACCAGUGUUUGGGAGAUUGCUUUUGCCGUGCUGGAUGCUAGAGCAUAGAGGGCUCUUUGCUCUUUUCCUUGAAUCUGACAAGCCUGAUUCGCUAUUUAACAAAUGUAUUGUUUCACAUUAUGUAUUAGGAAGCACAGUAAGAGAUUAAAUAGAGCUUCUCUGAGUCACUGCACAAACCAUGCUAAGCCGAGGGAAGGGGCACUGACGUCCGUACAAGUAAACUUCUAGCUGAGACACAUGUCCAGCGGUUCUGUCUGAAGGUGCUUUUGCUGUAAUCUUCCGGCAGGUGGUUUGCACACAUGCUGCACCCUCUGCCGGUACUGAACUCAGCCUGUCAUAGCAUUAGCAGAUUUUUUUCUAUCUAGAAAUAGUAGUGAAGUGAGCAUUUAGCUAUGGGAUUUCCUGUAAUCUAGCUCGUGAUUGCUCUUCAUCUGGUUAAGGGUGGUUACAUAGAAGAAGUGCAUUUGUAAAGGCUUCUAUUACCAUUUUUUUUUUUUUAAUCCCUGGAUUCAAAAGAGGCAACAGGUUUCUGGCUCAGCAAUCUCUCUUGGUGUCAUCUUCCACGUCCCUAUUUCUGGCAAGCAAAUGCUAAGAGUAGAUGUUGUAUGUUUAAGUGUACAGAAUCAGAGGGCAAAGAUUAUUCUUAUUGCUUAAUAAAUGAUGAUCAGUUUAUGUCACCCUGUGGUGCAGCCCUUCCCUGCAGGAUUACAAUAAAGAUGGAGGUAUAACCUGG
Falco peregrinus (peregrine falcon) is the source of this 2297-nucleotide messenger RNA. RefSeq names its product C4b-binding protein alpha chain-like. The record is from RefSeq and is a predicted model, not a curated record. The transcript has 8 exons. Bases 85 to 1434 code for a protein of 449 amino acids. NCBI's taxonomy places the organism in Eukaryota, Metazoa, Chordata, Aves, Falconiformes, Falconidae.